GAUGCCUUAACAGGGACGUAAGCUGAACGGCGAAGACAGCACCGUCUAACAAGCUUAACGCACGUAGCAAUUUGUGAAAGAGAGAUCCUAGUGGCACUUGUACACAACCUUCCCCUUUUGCUCUUUAACAUCAACAAUUGCUUCAUACGUGCGAUAACAAUUAGAUCAAAGACGUAGCUUCGUAGAUCUGUGUUUUGCUUGAUUCUCGCAGCAAAAGGGUUUGUUUGUCGUUCGGCUUCAUCCAUGGAUUCUUCUUCAGGGUCGGAAUUCGAUUAUUUGUUCAAAUUGUUAAUGAUUGGGGAUUCAGGAGUUGGUAAAAGCAGCCUCCUCUUGAGUUUCACGUCUGAUACCUUUGAAGAACUUUCUCCUACCAUUGGGGUAGAUUUCAAAGUCAAACAUGUUACAGUUGGGGGGAAGAAGUUAAAGCUUGCUAUUUGGGAUACCGCUGGGCAGGAGAGAUUCAGAACUCUAACCAGUUCUUAUUAUAGAGGAGCCCAAGGAAUUAUAAUGGUUUACGAUGUAACCCGGAGAGAUACAUUCACAGACUUAUCUGAUAUAUGGGCAAAAGAAAUCGACCUCUACUCAACCAAUCAAGAUUGCAUCAAGAUGCUUGUUGGCAAUAAAGUUGAUAAGGAACAAGAUAGGGUUGUGACAAAGAAAGAAGGAAUGGACUUUGCAAGGGAAUAUGGAUGCCUUUUUAUCGAAUGUAGUGCAAAAACGCGUGUCAAUGUGGAGCAGUGUUUCGAGGAACUUGUUCUCAAGAUUUUGGAUACGCCAAGUUUGACUGCUGAGGGGUCAACUACUGUGAAAAGAAACAUAUUUAAUCAAAAGCCUCCAUCAACUUCAGAUGCAUCAGCUAGUGGAUGCUGCUGAAUUUGAUGCUAGUGGAUGCUGCUGAAUUUGAUGUGUUGUAACCUGAGGAAUAUGUAUCAUGUGGGAUGGAUGUUUGUUAUUUCUUUCAUGUUCUUUGAAACGACCCACCCUUGUAUCUUUGGUUGAACUAUGAUCAUGAUAAUAUUUAUUAUAUGCUGAAAUUGGUUGAUAAAA
This is a messenger RNA of Lactuca sativa (garden lettuce), 1047 nucleotides long. RefSeq names its product ras-related protein RABC1. The record is from RefSeq and is a predicted model, not a curated record. Gene Ontology annotation, molecular function: GTPase activity; GTP binding. NCBI's taxonomy places the organism in Eukaryota, Viridiplantae, Streptophyta, Magnoliopsida, Asterales, Asteraceae.